Messenger RNA from Oncorhynchus mykiss (rainbow trout), 3859 nucleotides. Its product is annotated as sodium channel regulatory subunit beta-2. Gene Ontology annotation, cellular component: plasma membrane. NCBI's taxonomy places the organism in Eukaryota, Metazoa, Chordata, Actinopteri, Salmoniformes, Salmonidae. The record is from RefSeq and is a predicted model, not a curated record.
CAGUCACUGCCAGCCAUAUCAUAGCACUGAAAAAAGAACACAUAUUUUAAGAUUUUUUCUAAAGUAAAAAGGAAGAUUUUACGACAUUUCUAUUUUAUUAUAUAUCGUGACGUUUUACUACAAGGAGAUACAAUGCAUUUUACAUUACAAAAGCGAAAUAAGACGUGGAUGCCAGCUAUCAAUCUGAGCAUCGUGGGAUUGAUGGUUUAUAUUAUGGCCUGCCCUGCGUCCAGUAUGGAUGUGCUGGUCCAUAACCGCAUCAACGUCCUGAACGGCACCAUGGUGAAGAUCCAGUGCAUCUUCACCUCCUGCUACAAGGUGGACGUCAACAAGUUUGCCAUGAACUGGACCUACCAGGAGAACACCAACGAGACAGAGGAGAUGUUCAUGACCUAUAAGAAGGGGAUGAUGCCCAUGCGGACAGACCGGUUCAGUGACCGGGUGCAGUUUGUGGGUAACCUGGAAAAGAACGACUUGUCCAUCACCCUCUCUGAUGUCCAGCUGUCGGACGAGGGAGUCUAUAACUGCUACGUCCGUAACCCCCCUGACCGCAUCCAGGGCCACGGAAUCAUCAACAUGUUUGUCGUCACAGAACUGCCUCCCCCACGGGACUCGACAAUAGCGGUGGCGAUCGGGGCAUCAGUCGGCGGUGCGCUGGCUCUGCUCAUCCUGUCCAUGGUGGUGGUGAAGUGUAUAAGGCGCCACAAGAAACAGGAGCUCAUCUCUGACGAGCAGAAGAUGGAGGAAGAGGGCAAGCUGGAUGCAGAGGGGGGCACCGAGGAGGGAACCAAGAAAGCAUUCCUGCCUGAAGAUGUAUAGCGACCCUUCCAUGAAUCCUUGUCCAGCAUCUGCCUCACCCCACGCCCCCUCCUUCCUUCCCCUUGCCCAGCCAAACAAAAUUGCCGUUGUGGGAAGCCGACGCCAGCCACGCUACCCACGCCACCCCUGCCUCUGUCUUCAGUCGGCCAUCUUAUCUUCUCUGACAAGAAGCCACAAAAGGCGGAGGAGGCUUGUGGACGGCAGCCUCCAAACGACAUUCCUCUUUCCCCUUUUUCCUCGCUUCUAGUCUCUCUUCAAAUACAGACGUAGGACAUGUGAAGUGCAAUGCAGGACAUUUAAAAUGUGUACUGUAUUUGAGGUUUAAAAAGUGUUCUGAAGUAAUUUACACUUGGACAUUUGUAAUUUACACUUGGAUAUUUUAGACCUGAUUUUCCCUUACGAAAAAUGUAUCAACUCCUAGAGAAAUAUCAAUUCAUUAUGAUUCACGUAAUAAUUAACAUGUCCUGUCGCUGCAGGAUUAUUUUCCUACUGUAGCAAACUGGCACAAAUUAAAACAGCCGUGAUUACUGGGAAAGAUCCUGCUCUCUCUCUCUCUCUCUCCCUCUCUCUUGCUCUCUCUCUCUCUCGUUCUCUGACUCUCUCUCUCUCUUUUUCCUGCUCUAUCACAUUACUUAGAGAUGCAUAAUGGCUGGGGCAAAAAAAGUUCCCACAGCUAGUGUGUGUCCAAAAUGACAACCGUUCUGUGUGAGAAUGGUAUGGAUGGAUUGUUUUUGUCUGUGUGUGUUUGUUUUUUAUGUACAAGGGUAUAAGCUUGUGAAUGACCUUCAGAUGUCACUGCGGGCAGUGUGGGUGUAUACACGUGUGUGAAUAUGCGUUUGAGUGUCCUUAGAGUGUUUGAAGCCAGGGAUGAUUUUAUCAGUCGCCAACCCUUCUGAACCCUCACCUCCAAUAUGAUAUUUUAUCCUGUGUUGCUUCCUCAUACUAAGUUACUACUGCAUCAUAUAUUAGCAUGAUGUUUUUUUGUACACAUAUUAUGACUGGCACAAUUCUGCCUACGAUGGAUGGAUCAUUAAUCUGUUGGUCUUUGAUGAUAUUGUAAUACACAUUGCACAAAAAGCCCAAUCCCCAAAUGAUGUCCCCCUUUUAUCCACCUGCAGUAACCCUUGACACUCAAGUGAGCACGCAGACACAUUGACUAUACGCGAACCAACACGUAAGCUUCGACCACCACAUACAAGCCACGUAGCUGUUUUGCACGUAGCUGUUUUUUCCACAAAAAGAGGCCUACACAUACACACAAGCUGAGCACUUUCAGGGAAAACAGAAUAAGAGUAACAUUUAUAUACAGAUACAUAUAUUUCUAAGUUUUGUCCUAAUACCAAGUUGUACUCUAGAGGUGUGCUUUGAUUGCUGUCGCUAAUUCAGGUGUGGUUGUCGCCGUCUUAAACGAUCAAUGUUCGAAUGUAUGAGACCUCUCUCCGCUGAGGUACUUGAUCUGGGAUGUUCUUCGGACGUUACAUAUUUAGCUGAAUGAGCAUUGCACUUGGUUGUGAUUGUAUUUGGGAGACAACGUGAGAUGUAAUUACUAUACAAUCAAUCAUUCCACGUUCCACCCAUUGCGUUUCAAACUACCUUCUGAGACGUAGGGCUUUAAUUACAUUAUCAUGAGAGCGUGAUCAUGUAUGCAAGUCUGUGAAGGAUCACAAAAAGUAUCCAAAAGGACAGGUGAACGUUGGAAUUGCUCAACAACAUCACAACCGCAAAUGAGUAACAUUAUUUAUUGUAGACAAUGUUUGUAAUAUGUCGUCUUCAUUUGCUCCUUGUGUCUAAAAGUCUUGGCUUUGUAUUUUUUUUUCAACAGACAUUGUUGGGGGAGCAGACAGGCUAUGGGAGUGUAACUGUAGUUAUAUGACUGGGUGCCUCUGGUACUGUCCGAUGUGGUUUAAAGGGCUAAAGCCAGGGGCCACGCUGAUUCUGUGCCCAGGAGUGCCCUACCUCAUCUGGAGGUAGUCUCUGCCUGUCUCUGCCUGUCAUUGGCCGUCUCUGCCUGUCUCUGCCUGUCAUUGGCUGUCUCUGCCUGUCAUUGGCUGUCUCUGCCUGUCAUUGGCUGUCUCUGCCUGUCAUUGGCUGUCUCUGCCUGUCAUUGGCUGCCUUUACGUUAUUCACUGCCAAAGCAUGUUUCCUCUUCUACUUUUUAUUUGUCUCCUCAGAUCUCCUAGCCGUUCUAGUUUUAGAUUUCUCUUGGGUCGAGUAUUGUACUUUGACAUUGUUGAAUUUUGUACUUUAUGCCAUGACGUGGUGGUUGUUCUAGCUGUGGAAACUGUUGUAGCCAUCAUUGCUUGGUCUUUGGGAAGUUGGCCUGAGUUUGAGGAGCUCACAUCUGAACGAUCAUUAAUUAAACAGUGGAAGGUCAAUGCUGAUCUCUACCUGUAGGGCGUACACGCUACCAUUCUAGACUUACUUAAUGGCUAAUGUAAAUUAAUUCAACUUAUGGGCAAUUGUGAGUGUGGUGUGUAAAUCAGCAUGUAGGGAGUCUGAGACAUCAGCUGGAAUCAUGGUGAGAAAUGAGUCUGGGAAGAUUGUUGCCACAACCAGAGACCAUAACUAAGUCACAAUCUGACUUACUUAUCCAAAGUAACCUCAAGAAUUACAAAUAAUAAUCAUUUAUAUUGUACUGUAUUUUAUACACGAACACACACCGACACACACUGCUACCGACGGCUAGGGGACAAAGCAAUUACAUGUAGCCUGAUGAAACAAACAUCACCUCCAUUUCCCCUGUCACUCACUCUGACGUCUCCCCUGGACUCCUGAAUGCCGGGAUAGCUAGCCGGGAUAGUCCCAGAGUUUUGCGUUUUGACUGUCUGUCUCCGUGUGGUCAUGCAUGUUUUUGCUGCAGUUGUUCCUCUGUGACGCAUGGCUCUAACCAGGACCCUCUCGCACCGAACACCAGAAAUGCUUGUCUCUAAUAAUGAGCUGUAUUCAUUAUUGUAUUUUGAAAUAAAAAAUGAGCAUAGAAAUAUUACAGUGUGCCUUUUAUUGUCAGCAAUUGUUUUACGAACCCCUGACAAAUGAGCUC